This is a messenger RNA of Nanorana parkeri, 1839 nucleotides long. RefSeq names its product EF-hand domain containing 1 (gene EFHC1). The record is from RefSeq and is a predicted model, not a curated record. NCBI's taxonomy places the organism in Eukaryota, Metazoa, Chordata, Amphibia, Anura, Dicroglossidae. The coding region runs from base 31 to 1839 and encodes 602 amino acids. The transcript is spliced from 10 exons. Gene Ontology annotation, cellular component: mitotic spindle; axoneme. Gene Ontology annotation, molecular function: alpha-tubulin binding. Gene Ontology annotation, biological process: mitotic spindle organization; mitotic cytokinesis; cilium-dependent cell motility.
GAGAAGCUACGAGAGAGGCGACCCUAUACCAUGGCCUCGCACCCCGUCCAUGGACUGCCGUUCCUUCCCGGGAACACCUACCGCGACCCGAGCAAAUCGUCCUUCCACGUGUCUCAGACGCUGACCUAUCAGAAUGGAUUUACUCGCCCGCUGCUCCCAACGGUGGGGCUCGGACGUGACCCCAUCACGGUGAACCAGCUGUCACAGGCUGAACUGGAUGAGCUGGCCAAUAAGAGACCAACGCUGACCUAUGGCCAAGCAAAGCAAGCCCCGCCUUCUUCCUUCAUCCCGACACACGUGGCAUUUGAUAAGAAGGUGUUGAAGUUUGAUGCGUACUUCCAGGAGACCGUCCCCAUCUCCCAGGAGGAGCACUACAGGGUGCGCAGAGUGUGUAUGUACUACUACCUGGAAGAUGACAGCAUAUCGGUGGUGGAGCCCCUGGUGGAGAACUCCGGAAUACCUCAGGGAGCAUUCAUCAAGCGUCAGAGGCACCCCAAGAACGACAACGGCGAUCCCUAUCACUGGAAGGACCUCAACGUGGGGAUCAACGUCACGUUGUAUGGAAGGACCUUCCAUAUUGUCAGCUGUGACCCAUUCACAAAGGAUUUCUUCGAAAGUGAAGGUAUUGAAGUGAACCCCACAGAAGGAAUCCCUGCUGAUCCCUACACCGAGCUCCGCAAACAGCCCCAACACACCUACACCACUCCGUCUGAUUUCGACAGACUCAAGCAGUUCCUAACCAUGGACCGCAAGGUGCUGAGGUUCUUCUCUCUGUGGGAUGACUCUGACAGCAUGUUUGGGGAGACGCUCCCCGUCAUCAUACAUUACUACCUCAUGGAUGACACGGUGGAGGUCAGAGAGGUCCAUGAAAGGAACGAUGGAAGAGAUCCCUUCCCUGUGCUGAUGAAGAGGCAACGUCUACCGAAGGCCAUUAAAGAUAUAAAAGACACCUUCCCCAAAUGUGUCCUGGAGAUCUCACCUCAGGAGGUGGCCAAGUGGUACUCGCCCCGAGAUUUCAUGGUGGGAAGUCACGUCACAAUCCUGGGGCGUAAGUUCUUCCUGUAUGACUGCGAUGCUUACACUCAAGACUUCUACCGGGAGAACCUGGGGGUCUCAGGCCUGACAUCGGUCAAUGUGGAGAAGAAGGCGAACGAAGAAGUGAAACAGGAGAUCCCACCUUACAAUGGUUUCGGCCUGCUGGAGGACUCUCUUCAGAACUGUCUGACUCUGAUUCCUAAGCCGCCCAAGAAAGACGUGAUGAAAAUGUUGGAGAACGACCACAAAGUCCUGAGAUACGAAGCCAGACUGGACUCAAUGAACCCUGAAGAAAAAACGAGACGUUUCAUCCUGUCUUACUUCCUCUCCAAUGACAUGAUCAGCAUCUUCGAGCCUCAGGUCCGCAAUUCUGGGAUUAUUGGAGGGAAAUUUCUAGAAAGGACCAGAGUCCCCAAACCAGGUUCUUCUAUCGAUAAUCCCAACUACUAUGAGCCGGCAGACUUCAAAAUUGGCUCCGUGGUGGAAGUUUUCCGGCACAGGUUCAUCAUCACUGACACAGAUGAGUAUGUAUUGAACUACAUAGGGGCUCACAAAGACCAGUAUCCCUGCGAAGUGCUGAAUUCACUGGAGAGUCACUUCCAUUGCCGUCCACAAGAGGGAGACAGAGUACUAAGUGAGUCACCGGGGCCGGAGAAAGUAACAGCCGGCUUCUCACCGAGAACACCGGGCCGCAUUUAUUACACUGUCCGGAAGGAGAUCUGGCUCUUGGUGCCGGCUGAGAACAACAAGCGCCUCCAUUAUAUUCUCGCAGAGCAGCAUGGGAAAAGGAGACGGAGAGCGUGA